Molecule: messenger RNA, 1109 nt
Organism: Argentina anserina (silverweed cinquefoil)
Lineage: Eukaryota; Viridiplantae; Streptophyta; Magnoliopsida; Rosales; Rosaceae
Exons: 1
Coding region: 381-833 (150 amino acids)
Source: RefSeq, a predicted model, not a curated record
UCAUUCUCUCCUCGCAUCUCUAUAAAUCUCUCUCUUUUUCUCCCUCUCUAUUUCUCCCUGUCGCCGAUUUCACGUUCUCCAGAUUCCGGCCAUCUUUACGGUCAAAUCCACCAUCUCAAACCCUAGCCUUUUUUUUUUCAAAUUAAUUUUUGAAAUUUUCCUUGGUGGGUCCUGGUUUCUCUCAACCUCUUUGUUAAUUACUGUCAAUCAUUUACCUUUCUCACCCCUCUGAUUUUGACGUUUUGUUUUCUACCUUACCAAACAACUCUUCUUUUACCGGAAAUUUUAUUUCUCUUUUUUUUUAUUUCCUUCUGGGUUGGGUUUGUGUUUUUGAGAUUUAAUGAGCUGCUGCUGCCGACGUGGCAUGCACCCCAACAGCCAUGAAUACCAAAACGAUGCGUUUGCCGCCACGUCGGAUUUCGACGACUAUUGCGUCAUCAAAUAACCACGCCAACAAGCGUAAGGAGCGGGAGAGUUCACUCGACGCGCCUCACAACCCAGCAAAGACGCUCAAGCUGUCCCCCGGGCCGCCGGCUUAUCAAGCCGAUCCGGUUUCAGCUGUGGCCUCCGGUCAGCUCCUGGCUGGCUAUUUGGCACACGAAUUCCUCACCAAGGGCACCCUUCUGGGGCAGCUCUGGGACCCGACCGCCCGAUCCGCCGACGAACCACCGCCGGUUGCGAAAUCCCCAGAUCGGCGCGAAGAAGGUGAAGCCGAGCGGCAGUACGAGAAGCUGGAGAGGUACGUGGAGGUAGCUGAUUUGCUGAAGACGGAUGGGGCGCAGUUAGCUGGAAUUGUGAACCCUACUCAGCUUGCACGCUUUUUACAGUUGUGAAGGCCAAGGGCGUGUGAGGGGCACGCGCCGGAAGGCGUAGGUGUGGAUCACCGUUUAUAAAUGGAUAUGGAAAUUACAAUUUUGUAUAAUGUAGGGUGUAUGGCAGGGCAUGCAUAAUCAAUGUUGUAUCUGAUUCGAAUCCAAGAAGUAAUUUAUGCACAAUUUCUUGAAAUAUUGUAUUUUGUGAAUAUGUAAUUAUUAUAUAUCUGCUCAUCUGUUUCGUGUUAUUUAUGUUUGGAUAAUUCUUGUAACCGACCGAUAGUUGCUUAGGGUUUG